AUGGCUUCCGUUUUGACAACUAUACUGCUAUGGCUCGCUACAUUGAGUGUCCUCGUUGUCGCCCGAGUGCCGGCAUAUGCGGCACUACGAACUCGUAAUAGCCCUAAAGUGAGCGAUGCAGACACUUUAGAUAUCGUGGGAAGAGCUCUGCAGCACGCCAGGCUUCAAUCACGGGAUAGCAAGUACUCUAUGAACAGGACUUCUCUCGCGAAGAGCUGGGUUGGCACUACUCUUUUCAAGUAUAGCCAAGAUAGCAGCAACGAGACUACUGCCGGUUCACAUACAUUUUCAUCGGAAUCUAGCACCGAUAUUGAGAUCAUUUGUACAACCUGCUAUGUCAAUGGUUCUGUUACAGGUGACUUGACUCUUACCGGCGACUAUAACUUUACCGCAGCAGUAGAAGGCGUGAAGACUGAAUUGCAGAAUGUCACCUACACAGCAGUCGACCAAUUUGAGGAAUACAUUGAAGAGUUAGGCAAGGACAUAACCAAUGAAAUCGAAACUUUCAAUGCGACCACCCUACCCGCGUGGCCGACACUAGAUGUUGGGUUCGAUCUGGAGAAUAACACCGGUUUGCCGGGUGCUUCGAUACAUUUUGAGUUUGAUGAUUUGGAACUAUAUCUGGAGCUAGAUAUUAAGCUAUCAGCCGAGGCUACGUAUACAUUGAAUUUGUAUACUUCUGAGACUCCAGAGGGUAUUUCGGUUCCUGGCGUCACGAUUGGAGCAGUGUUUAGUAUUGAUUUGAUCCUCAUCGCUAACGCUGAAAUUGAUAUUGGAAGUGGAAUUCAUAUCAAGCUCGAUGAUGGACUUGCAUUUGAUCUGGAAAUGUUCAAUAGCAAUGUUUCAACUGUCACUAUCCCCGGCGGCGCCUAUGAAUUCCUCCCCGUGACAAUUUCAGGCGAAGGAUCCAUUCAAGCUCUUUUGAGUCUCAAAGCAAGUCUCGGUGUACAUGUAAACCUCCCCGACACUUCUGCAUUCACAUUUGCGUUCGACGCCGGUAUCGAGUCCGACGUAUUUGCCUACGUUGCCGAUUUCCUGAUGCAAGUGAACGGAUCCACGACUGCUGAUGACGAUGAUUGCAAAUUGGCUGCUGUCGCGGAAUACACCUUUGCUGUCGGCGCAGCAGCUGGCGCGACGCUCGCAAUUGAUCAAUCUCAUUCCUGGGGCCCGUCGCCCGACACAACUAUACCGGUGUGGUAUACGACGCUGGCUAGUAUCUGUGCAGCGACCAAAACGGUGGCCUCGACAGCUGCUUCGGUGAUUACUGCACGUGCAGAACUGGGCCAACGAGAUACCUCAUCCCUGACGACUACGACGUCGACGACAACAUAUCAAAUUGUCAAUUGCCUGUCGGCGGGACUGAUUAACUGUCCUAUUAAUCUCCAGAAUACGACAACCUAUCAAGCUGUCGUGACCUCUGUGCUCGCUGUGGAAUCAGGAUCGACGGUGACGUUGCCGACGAAUGGUGUUUCGGCUCUUGUGACUGGUAUACCCUUUGGCUCGAAAUCGCACAGAUUGGAUGCGAUAUCCGGCACUCCUACAUCGUAUGUCCCUCCACCACCGCCAACUAGUACCUCCGCUACGGCAUCUGCUACAUCGACAGGGGAUCCAGCAGGGAAUGGAAGUGGUAGCAGUGGCAAGACUAGUGGGCCUAAUGAUAAGCUCAUCAUUGGACUCAGCGUUGGUUUGGGGGUUCCUUUUCUAGCAGCUGUGCUAGCUGGACUCUGGUACAUUAUCCGUCAUCACAGGAAGUAUUCUGAGGUUGCUCAGAAGGACAACAUAGCACAGAGUCCAAAUCUUAGAGAGCACGACUCUCCAGUCUCACCUGAUAUGACUCAGAAGGCUCCUUUGGUAUCAGUAGUACAGUCAAGUUGA
Messenger RNA from Talaromyces amestolkiae, 1875 nucleotides. RefSeq lists its product as uncharacterized. The transcript has 4 exons. NCBI's taxonomy places the organism in Eukaryota, Fungi, Ascomycota, Eurotiomycetes, Eurotiales, Trichocomaceae. The record is from RefSeq and is a predicted model, not a curated record. The coding region runs from base 1 to 1875 and encodes 624 amino acids.